AGUGUUUAAUUCUAUUACUACAUAAAUGUAUCAUAUCAUAUUAUCAAUAACUCUUAUAUAAAUUUAAAAGCCUGGUACCAAACACGAGUUUUGCAAUCAAAGUACUUAUCAGCACUUGUUGCAUUGUAAAAAAAAUGCAAUUAAAAGUUUAGUUUCCCGCUCGUUUUGGUUUAGAAAUGUUUGUGUUCAAUUAUUGUUAAAUGUGUUUGUGUUUUUGUCUUCCGAUAGUUUUAAAAAGUUUGUACCGUUUUGUUAUAUUUAUUUAUAAUAAAAUUAGUUCAAAUUUAUGUAAACUAAAAUGUGUUAAGUGUGAAAGUUAAUUGUGCGUAAUUGUAUUAGAAAAAAAACAUAACCAAAAUGUCUACAAAUAAACCAAAUUAUGUGGAGCCUCCCGUUGAUCUGCGUGCAGCUGUUGAAGUUCAACAGGAUUUGGCUGCUGCCUGUGCUUUACAUUCGGAAAUUGUUUGGGAUGUUUUAGGACCCGAUCAAUCCGAUAUUUUAAUUAAAAAGCUGGAAUGUAUGUUUCCUGACGACAACAAAGUUUAUACCUCAAAACAGGACAUCCGAAGAAAUAAACAAUAUAAUGCCAGGGUUAAGGAAAUUAGAGUUAAAUUAUUUCGUAACAUUUGGCAACAGAGAAAAUACACUAAUGGAGCUUUGUUGCAUUCCAUAAUUUAUAUAAUAGUAACUCCAGAAUUAGAACUUGAUAAGGCAAAAUAUUCACAUAAUUAUACAAUUCAUCCAAUAUUUCGUACGAGACGUUGCUUAAAUUCUAAUAGCAGUUCGGGCUGCUGUAUGAUAUUUAUCGAUGAACAGUCCCGUAUAUAUCAAAGUUGGAAUGAUUUUGUGAAAAAUAAUGUAUUACCCGUUGGCAUAAUGAUAGCACCGGCAAAUGGUAGCUAUUCAUUGGAUCAAAACGAUAAUGUACAAUUGGAAUACGCAAAAACACCAUCUUAUUCCAGAAAAACUUUAACUAAGAUAGAUAAUUUCGUUGCAGCUGCUUCGGUUGUAGGUCAAGCAGCAACAAUGUUUCAUCCAGUUUUUGCUGUCCUAACAAUAGGCACAAAAACUUAUGAAACUAUAAGAGAUUAUCAAAAAGAUUCGGAUAAAGUUGAACGGAAAACAGCGACCAAUUAUAAUGCCAACUUAAAUUUGACAGGAAAUAUAAUUAGCUUAACAUCGUCAGUGGCUACGUUUGGCGCAUACAUGACCGCAGUCACAGGAAAUCAAUUAUCAUUAUCUGCCAAUAUGUCUAUUCAAGCAAUUAAUGGAGCUGCAACUCUAAUCAACUGUACCAAAUUUGUUAUAACAACAUACGAUUUAUUUACUAGAUACUUCUUGGAUGAAGAAGAAUUGGAUUUUAAUGAUAUUUUGGCAUUUGGUUCUUCAUUAAUUCUAUUUACAAGUUCCAUAAAUAAUAUUGUGAUAACAUCACAAGUUGGAAAAGUUGGUGGUAAUGCAUUGAGGAGUUUAUUACAAACCAAAGUCAAAGCUGGUCUUACUUUACUAUCGGGAGAAGUGAUAAAAUAUGCUGGUCAAAAUGCUGGUAAUUUUGAUCUAAUGCGUUUGGUCAAUGAUAUUCCCUACAAAGAUGUUCUCUGCAAUAUACAUACAAUAUAUACAAAUCUAACGAAAACUGGUUUUUUGGCAACACUUUCUGUUUUAGGUGCCGGUAUAAUGGAGGUAAUACCGGGACUUUUCGUUCAAGUUGCCAAUAAAGAAAUUACUGAAUUAAAUUUCUUAGAAUUAACCAAUCAUUAUGGUUCGAAAUUUGUGCAACAUAUAGCAAAUUCGAAUAAUUUAAUUGAUAUUCUUAAUGGUAUGGGGGUGUAUUUUUCAGCAUCUGUUGUACAAUUUCUUUUAAAUCAAACACGUUCGUUUAUUGAAACAACAGUCGAUGAAAUUGAUGCUCAACAGAAUACUUUUCUAACAACUGAAAUGAUACUAUAUAAAAUGUUUUCAUAUUUAGUUAAAAAUUAUAAAAAUUAUACUUAUGAGUUUUUAGAUACGAAGAGGGAUGACAUUAUAUUGGGUGUAGCGAAAUAUUUUAAAUCGUUAAAUCCAAAACCAAUAGAUGAAAAUCUUAAUAAAUAUAAUUGCGGUAUUUGUGGUGGUUAUUAUUAUGUAGUAGAUCUUUAAAUUUAGGAAAAUAUGUAUUUUUUUUUAAGUUAAGCUAGUUUUAUAAUUAUGUAUUAAAAUUUAUUAAAAUAAGUAUUUUUUAUUAAUUUGCUUUUUGCACGUGCCUAAGGUAAAUUAUUGAUAACUUUAUAGUAAUUUAUUUUUAAGUUUUUUUAUUGUAAGUAUUUUGUAAUGGUGAUAAUGAUGAUGAUAAUAAUAAUAAUAAUUGUGUAAGUCUUGCAAUUGCAAUACAAAUCAAAA
Lucilia cuprina (Australian sheep blowfly) is the source of this 2379-nucleotide messenger RNA. RefSeq lists its product as uncharacterized. The record is from RefSeq and is a predicted model, not a curated record. Lineage: Eukaryota; Metazoa; Arthropoda; Insecta; Diptera; Calliphoridae. The transcript has 8 exons. The coding region runs from base 358 to 2139 and encodes 593 amino acids.